CGCAGUGUGUUCCAGCUGCCGUGAGGAUCGCAGGGUGUGAGGGGAAGGUGGCCAGCCAGCCGGGUUUAGGAAGACAUCGUGGGCAGUAAAGGAAGAUGGAUACUGUUGUUUGGGAGUGUGGCUAAAUAAAGGAAUAAUGCAGCUAACACGAGCCAAAGAUGAUUGGCAUUUUAAACAGCUUGGAAUUGGAGAAGAACUCUACCCGAUUUACAAGCAUUUAAAGAGCUCUCUGUGAUCAAUGCAAAAGGGAAAGAACAUCGCGAUUCAAGCUGUCUGUGAGCCGGCGUCCCGUGAUUCCACAUCAUGGCCUAUUCCUGGAUUUCACGCUAUUUCUGGAUAUUUCUGGCUCUCAUUGAGCACACCUUGGCACACAGUCUCUUUGCUUGUGAACCUAUUACAUUGAGAAUGUGCCAGGAUCUUUCGUAUAAUUCCACAUUUAUGCCCAAUCUUCUCAAUCACUAUGACCAACAGACAGCAGCGCUAGCAAUGGAGCCAUUCCACCCCAUGGUGAAUCUGGAGUGUUCCCGUGAUUUCCGUCCCUUCCUGUGUGCGCUCUAUGCCCCUGUCUGCACAGAGUACGGGCAUGUUACGCUGCCCUGCCGUAGAUUGUGCCAGAGAGCCUACAAAGAAUGCUACAAGCUGAUGGAAAUGUUCGGAGUGCCUUGGCCCGAGGAGAUGGAGUGCAGCCGAUUUCCUGAUUGCGAUGAGCCAUACCCACGACUUGUGGAUAUCAACCUGCCUAAAGAACCAACGGAUAACACUCCGUUAGCUGUACAGAGGGAUUAUGGCUUCUGGUGUCCAAGAGAGCUGAAAAUUGACCCUGAGUUAGGUUACUCCUUCCUAGAAGUACGAGACUGUUCCCCUCCCUGCCCUCACAUGUAUUUUCGAAGGGAAGAGCUCUCAUUUGCCCGAUAUUUUAUUGGCGUAAUAUCAAUAGUUUGCCUCUCUGCCACCCUAUUUACCUUCCUUACGUUUCUCAUUGACGUUACCAGGUUCCGUUACCCCGAGAGACCAAUAAUUUUUUACGCAGUCUGCUACAUGAUGGUGUCACUGAUUUUCUUCAUUGGCUUUUUGCUAGAAGACCGUGUAGCCUGCAAUUCUUCCAGCCCAAGUCAAUUUAAAUCCUCCACAGUCACACAGGGAUCCCAUAACAAAGCUUGCACCAUGCUCUUUAUGGUACUUUACUUCUUCACCAUGGCUGGCAGCGUGUGGUGGGUCAUCCUUACUAUUACGUGGUUCCUUGCUGCCGUUCCAAAGUGGGGGAGUGAAGCAAUCGAGAAGAAAGCACUAUUAUUUCAUGCCAGUGCAUGGGGAAUCCCAGGGACUCUAACCAUCAUCCUACUUGCCAUGAAUAAAAUUGAAGGGGACAACAUAAGUGGCGUGUGCUUCGUUGGCCUCUAUGACGUUCAUGCUUUGAGAUACUUUGUCCUAGCUCCACUUUGUCUGGACGUGGUGGUUGGGGUCUCUCUGUUGCUGGCAGGGAUAAUUUCACUAAACCGCGUACGGAUUGAAAUUCCUUUGGAGAAGGAGAACCAGGACAAACUCGUGAAAUUUAUGAUUCGUAUCGGUGUAUUCAGUGUACUUUACCUUGUCCCACUACUGGUGGUGAUUGGCUGCUAUUUCUACGAGCAGGCUUACCGCGGGAUAUGGGAAACCACGUGGAUCCAGGAAAGAUGUAGAGAAUACCACAUUCCAUGCCCCUAUCAGGUGUCCCAAACAAGUCGACCUGACCUUAUUCUCUUCCUCAUGAAAUACCUCAUGACCCUGGUGGUUGGCAUACCUUCUGUGUUUUGGGUUGGGAGUAAGAAGACCUGCUUUGAAUGGGCCAGUUUCUUCCAUGGUCGCAAGAAAAAAGUAGCUGUAAAUGAAAGCCGCCAAGUGCUCCAAGAACCAGAUUUUGCUCAGUCACUCCUUCGGGAUCCAAAUACCCCCAUCGUCCGGAAGUCACGGGGAACUUCUACUCAGGGAACUUCCACUCACGCAUCUUCCACUCAGCUGGCAAUGGUGGAUGACCAAAGGAGCAAAGCAGGGAGUGUCCACAGCAAAGUGAGCAGUUAUCACGGCAGUCUGCAUCGCUCACGUGAUGGAAGGUACACCCCGUGCAGCUACAGAGGAAUAGAGGAACGGAUUCCGCACGGCAGUAUGUCCCGUCUCACUGACCACUCCCGGCACAGUAGUACCCACAGACUCAAUGAGCAGUCCCGUCAGAGCAGCAUUAGAGACCUCACCAAUCCUCUAGGUCAUAUUACACAUGGUACUAGUAUGAAUCGGGUCAUAGAAGAAGAUGGAGCUAGUGCGUAAUGGAAUUAACACGAAUGUAGAACAUAUUUUUUGAUGCACUUCACAAGUAUCAGACCUGUUGGAGUGUUGUGUGUGUGUGCUGGAUAUACACUGGACACGGGAUAGCCAUUUGACUCAAGUGUGUCUGUGGACCAAUGAGAGAAUGAUAAAUG
This is a messenger RNA of Pelobates fuscus (common spadefoot toad), 2453 nucleotides long. RefSeq names its product frizzled class receptor 3 (gene FZD3). Gene Ontology annotation, biological process: canonical Wnt signaling pathway; non-canonical Wnt signaling pathway. The coding region runs from base 304 to 2301 and encodes 665 amino acids. Lineage: Eukaryota; Metazoa; Chordata; Amphibia; Anura; Pelobatidae. Gene Ontology annotation, molecular function: Wnt receptor activity; Wnt-protein binding. The transcript has 7 exons. The record is from RefSeq and is a predicted model, not a curated record. Gene Ontology annotation, cellular component: plasma membrane.